AUGAAGAACUUCAGUCAUGUGGAUAUAUUGGAGAAGCUGCGACUGUUCUCCUUGAACAAAGCUGAACGAAAAAGAGUUUUGACAGAAGUUUCCAAAAUCAUAUGGGAUCUGAACAGAGUGGGGAGAAUGAAAGCUUUCUUCCAAUUCUGGGGGCUUCUGCUGUGGACAAGAUACCAGCUCGUUUUAUCGCAAGACUAUGAGGAACGUGGGGACGGACAUUUGGUUAGAAGACAAAAAAUUAAGUAUCUCUCAUCGAAUGCACCAGGAGAAAAUGAACAAGAGGAGGAUUGCAAUUUGGAGAUUGCCUUCCUGUUGGACAGUUCGGAAAGUGCUAAGGACUUCAACCACAACCGGGAGAAGAGCUUUGUGCUGGAUUUUGUGGAUAGGCUGCAGCAGCUGAGAGUGUCGAGUGGUCGCCAGCUGGUGCCCAGAGUGGCACUCCUGCAGUACAGCAGCACGGUGCUCAUUGAGCAAACCUUCCGUGACUGGAGUGGCCCGGCAGUCUUCAGGACUCGUGUUGCUCCGAUUGGCUACAUUGGGCAUGGCACCUACACCACGUAUGCCAUCACCAACCUGACACAGCUCUACCUGAAUGAGGCAGUCCCUGGCAGUGUCCGGGUAGCAGUGCUCAUGACCGAUGGUGUGGACCACCCAAGAAACCCAGAUAUCUACGCGGCUACGACUGAGGCCAAGAACCAAGGCAUCAAGUUCUUCACAGUCGGCAUGUCACCCGUGGCCAACGAGCCACCCAAUGCAGCUAAACUGCGCCUUCUAGCCAGUCCGCCUGCUUCCCGCUUUGUUCACAACCUCCAAGACAGCAGUGCCCUGGGCAAACUCCUCCUGGAGGUGGCAGAAUUGGCUGAUGAAGGGUGUCCCAAAAUACCAAAAUGUAUCUGUGAAAAAGGAGAAAGAGGUCCACCAGGUUCUUCUGGGAAAAAAGGACGCCCUGGUGAUGAUGGUGCUCCAGGACUGAAAGGACAAAAGGGGGAAGCAGGUCUGAGUGGAAUCCCAGGAAGGGACGGAAUGGAGGGAAGAGCUGGAUACAAAGGUGAACAGGGUGAAAGAGGUGAAUGUGGGCUUCCAGGGACAAAAGGUGACAGGGGACCAGAAGGCCCAGUGGGUCCAAGGGGACUGAGAGGCGUACAGGGUUACCCUGGAUCCCCUGGGGACCAAGGACCAGCAGGUUUCCAAGGAAGGAAGGGUGAACGUGGACUUCCUGGACCACCUGGACUAACUGGUGAAACUGGAAUAGGCUUUCCUGGCCCAAAGGGUAAUAUUGGUUUUGUAGGAAGACCAGGGCCUAUUGGCCCACCUGGGAUUGGUGAACCUGGACUACCAGGUCCUCCAGGGCCUCAAGGUCUUCAGGGAGAUAGAGGUUUACCUGGAGAAGGUUGGCCAGGAGUGAAGGGUGAUCGUGGAUAUGAAGGACCAAAGGGACCUCGUGGAGCUCCAGGUAUCGGUGUUAAAGGUGAUAAGGGUGAAAUUGGUUUUCCUGGAUUACCUGGGCCUAUUGGACCAUCCGGAAUUGGAUUCCAAGGUGAAAAGGGAGAACAGGGUCCACGAGGUCCACCUGGCCCGAAAGGACCUCCAGGUGAAGGACUGCCUGGAUCAAAGGGGGAUCAAGGUUUGCCCGGAGAAGUUGGAGCUCCAGGAGAAAGGGGACUUGGAGAACCAGGACCAAAAGGUGAACCUGGCUCCUCUGGAUUGGCAGGUCUCCCCGGUCUUCCAGGAGAAGAUGGUGCUCCAGGACAAAAGGGUGAACCAGGAGCGCCAGGUCCACGAGGGGCUGAAGGUGCUGUGGGCAUUGGAAUUCAAGGAGAGAAGGGUGAUAUAGGUCAGAGGGGACUACGAGGUUUGGUUGGUCCACCUGGAGCAACAGGCCCAAUGGGACCAAAGGGUGAACCUGGUGUUCUGGGGCGCCCAGGAAUGCCAGGCCUUACAGGACGUGGCAUUAUGGGACUUAAGGGUGAUCCAGGUCCCCCUGGUCCUGUUGGCCCUGUGGGUGAAACUGGAGUUGGAAUUCUUGGCCCAAAGGGUGAUCGUGGCCUCCCAGGACCACCAGGGCCAUUUGGACAAAAAGGAGAUGGAUACCCAGGAGCGCCUGGGUUGCCAGGCCUCCCAGGGCCCACAGGUGAACAGGGGCCUAUCGGAAUUGGAUUCCCAGGGCCUAAGGGUGAUCCAGGAGCAAGAGGCCCAAGUGGUCUACCUGGACCAUCAGGAGAAGGGAUUCAAGGUCAAAAGGGAAUAUCUGGGAGACCAGGACCACCUGGUCCUCAAGGGCCUCCAGGUGAAGGCAUGCAGGGACCUAAGGGGGACAUAGGUGUUCAAGGUUUGCCAGGACCUCGUGGACCACCAGGAGAAGGGCUCAUGGGACCUAAGGGUGACCGUGGUCUUUCAGGAGAAAGAGGACAAAAGGGAGGGAAAGGAGAUGUGGGUGAUUCUGGCUCUCCUGGUUUGCCUGGUAGACCUGGAGUAAAGGGUGACCCUGGAUUAACAAGAGAGGACAUCAUCAGAAUGAUAAAGGAAAUCUGUGGUUGUGGAAUUAAAUGUAAAGAAAGACCAAUGGAACUUGUCUUUGUGAUUGAUAGUUCAGAGAGUGUGGGUCCAGAUAAUUUUGAAAUCAUAAAAGAUUUCGUCACUGCACUCGUUGACAAAGUAACAGUUGGUAGAAAUGCCACCCGGAUUGGUCUUGUGCUCUACAGCUUGGAAGUACGAUUAGAAUUUGGUCUAAGUCGAUACCUUACACAGCAAGAUGUCAAACAGGCAAUCAGGAAAAUGCUAUACAUGGGAGAAGGCACACAUACUGGAACUGCCAUUCGCAAAGCAACACAGGAGGGAUUCUAUGGAGCUCGGCCUGGUGUGAAGAAAGUUGCUGUAGUAUUAACAGAUGGGCAGGCAGACAGAAGGGAGACUGUUAAACUGGAUGUUGCUGUACGUGAGGCUCAUGCUGCAAACAUAGAGAUGUUUGCAAUUGGUAUUGUAAAUACCACAGACCCAACUCAAGCUGAAUUCUUACGUGAGCUGAACCUAAUUGCUUCAGAUCCUGAUACUGAGCAUAUGUACCUCAUUGAUGAUUUCAAUACCCUUGCAGCUCUGGAAUCAAAAUUGGUCAGACAGUUCUGUGAAGAUGAAAAUGGUGCAUUGAUUUACAAUCGUGUCGGAAAUGGAAUGAACCAAAAUCCAAAAGCACAUGAUAAGGAGAAAGAGGAUUACAAGUUUCGGGUUCUGUCAACUACUUCAAAGGGUGGUAGCUACGUCUCAACCAGUCAACAAGUUCCAGGUCUACACUCACAAUCAGUUAAACCAGUGAAAGAAUCCACAUUGUCAGUAUCCCCAACAGUAAAAAUACCAGUUUCAGACCCUCCCUGUCAGCUCCACUUGGACCAAGGAACAUGUCGUGACUAUGUAAUUAAAUGGUAUUAUGACAAACAGGCCAAUGCUUGUGCACAGUUUUGGUACGGUGGCUGCAAUGGAAAUGCUAAUCGUUUUGACACUGAAGAUAAAUGCAGGAAGACCUGUGUAGUUUCCAGUGCAGAAUCCUGAUGUGAGUACCAGAAAAAUUGUAAUUCAGC
Rhincodon typus (whale shark) is the source of this 3572-nucleotide messenger RNA. It is a transcript of the gene col28a2a, whose product is annotated as collagen, type XXVIII, alpha 2a. The record is from RefSeq and is a predicted model, not a curated record. Gene Ontology annotation, molecular function: serine-type endopeptidase inhibitor activity. The transcript is spliced from 36 exons. The coding region runs from base 1 to 3543 and encodes 1180 amino acids. NCBI's taxonomy places the organism in Eukaryota, Metazoa, Chordata, Chondrichthyes, Orectolobiformes, Rhincodontidae.